GCCCUUUCACCGUACAAAAAUCAAUUUGCUUAACAACUUGACCGCUUUGACGUCACCUUAGUCUGGAGCGUCAAUGCCACUUCCACGCCGCUAUUGGUCUGAAAAUCACAUGACAUGGAGCUCCAAGAAUCCAUAAUUAUGUUGCUGAUAUUUUUGGCUCCAAAAAGUUGUCAGUGUCCUACUGUCCUUAUUCUCCUCGAGAAAAACCGUUACCACAGGAACACAAAAGACACCAACAACACCAACAAUAAAAAAUAAUGUCAUGCCAGGAUAACAUUGCUGCCGGUCAUUUCCUGAUGGAUUCUUUGAUGGGAGGAUCAUCUUCUUCCUAUAGAGGCGAGGGCUUCUCCAGCAGCAACCCAGGAAUGUACAUCCACUCGGCUGCAUCUGAGUAUGGAUGCUCAAUGAUGAGACAUUUUGGAGUAGUUGGAUCGCCCCUUCCCAAAAAAGACGAGGUUCCUCCGAGUAGCCACCCUCUCGGCUCCUACCAAGAUGCGCUUUACCUGUCAUCCCAACUGGGCACUUGGACCUCUGUUUCUAAAACUAACAGUGACGAGCAACCUGUUGCCCAGUCCAGUUUACAUCCGUGUUCGUUUCCAAUCGACAACGUCAAAAAGGAGGCGUUCUGUUGUCUGUAUCAGGGUGACAGUAGCAGCAGGGCUAAUACUGACAAUACAGAGUCGGCUACUUACAUUCAGAUUGGGAACAAUAGCAGCAGCCAGACGGACCAAACCGCUGUCUCGGAGGUGUCCGAAUGUUAUGGAGGAGUAAGACGGGUAUACCCAGGAGAGAGCAGGGAACAGCGAGAGGAGCAGUUCGGGACAGGCUUUGCGUCUUUGGCACCGGUGACGACAUCUGUUGAAUCACCAAGAGAAUCAACGGUUAACAAAUCUACGCAGGAGAAAGUUAGCGAGGAAACAGGCAUCGAAGAGGAAGAACAGCGAAAGCGCAAGAAAGAAGAGAGUGCAAAGACUGACAGUUGUUCUGAUAACUCUGACGAAUUGAAAGAUGAUUUUACAUUGGAAAAUGCUCCGGGAAACUGGUUAAAAGCCAAAACUGGACGGAAGAAGAGAUGCCCGUACACGAAGCAUCAGACGCUCGAGCUGGAAAAGGAGUUCUUGUUUAACAUGUAUCUGUCUCGCGAGCGCCGUCUGGAGAUCAGUAAGAGUAUCGAUCUGACCGAUAGACAGGUAAAGAUCUGGUUCCAGAACCGAAGGAUGAAGCUCAAGAAACUCAAUAGUGAAAGUCGGGGUCGGGAUCAUCUUAUGGCGGCCUACAACUUCACCUGAAAUUAUAUUAUCUAUAAAACUCUUCCAUUCACACACUCACACACACACACACACACACACACACACACACACACACACACACACACACACACACACAUACACACACACACACACACACACACACACACACACACACACACACACACACACACACACACACACACACACGUAUUUCGUCAUACAAUGACAAUAUUUCAACGAUACCCAAGAGUACACGACUUAAUGAAGGAAGGACUUCAGCACUUGAGUUUGCCUUUCAACACAUGAACAUUAAAUAGCGGUGCCGUUUCCAUUGUUAUAUAAAGCAAAUAUAUAAGUGAAGGCCUGUAAUGAACACCAACACUCAAGCAGCUUAGAACUGCUGGAAUUGAAAAAAAUAUUCGUUUUGUUUGUUCUCGAGCAAUGUCCUCUUACUCCCUAGCUUCAUCGUGUUGCCUUUAGUUUUCUGCUGCUAUGUGUCAUAGGCUAUUCUUGCACUGGACUUUUUGCAUCCACAUUGUUGCUCGCGUCAUAUUUGUCCCGUUGAUUAUUCCUAUAGAAAAUAUAGUUUGUCCUUCCCCUUAUUAUCCAUUUGGCACUAUGUUAAGAGAGAGAGAAAGAGAGGGAAUGAGAGAGAGGCUGCGGAUAAGAGAAAUUGGGAAGAUCAUGGCCGUUUUAAUAGGAGAGAGACCAUUACGUUGAUUUAAUUAUUAUCCAGGUGAGCACUGUAAGUCAAGGUCAUAAAAUUCUAACGUCAGAAUCGUCUCGUGGUAGAAGCGCCCAGCUAGGGGUGGAUUUUAUGAUCUGCAAAUAUAAUGUGCUAGCUGGCUGCUGCAGUUAAGAUGCAUCGUUUAAAGGUGUGUGGAGGAGAGGAGGGACAGGCUACUCUACACAUAGGAGAGGGUCUGCUAUGCCUACUGGAUAGAACGAAUGCGCUCGGGGGGUUCCCUCUGCUACGGAGGCAGGCUGCAGCCUUCUAUUGUGGAUACUGCAUCUCAGCAAGAAAGGAAACAGAUGGAUGAUUAUCAACAACAAUUACAACGACAACAAGGACAGCAUGGAUAAAUGAGGACCACGACGACAGAGUGUGUGUGAGGAAAUGCAAGAUUUGGAGACAUUUGCCAUGCGCGGUGUAGCGGCGUAGAGGUCCAUUUGCCAGGAUCACCGACAUACCCUUCCACUGGACCAGUGAUCCUGCGUCACGGUCACUACAAACAACUCCGAGAACGCAGAUGCGGACAAGGAUGGGGGUCUUGCCAGUUGCAGACAAACAAGCAGAGGGCUGAAUGCACAAAGCCACAGUGCUCAGGAGUACAGCUUGGAUCACGCCAGAGGAGGAUCGCAGGAGCAGAAAGCUAACGUCCAGAUUUACCCC
Molecule: messenger RNA, 2643 nt
Organism: Oncorhynchus mykiss (rainbow trout)
Lineage: Eukaryota; Metazoa; Chordata; Actinopteri; Salmoniformes; Salmonidae
Source: RefSeq, a predicted model, not a curated record